AUGGCCGCUAGCCAGGUAAUCCGUCUGGUGAACUUCGGCCUCAGGCUACUUCAGCUCCUCUCUUCGGUCAUCAUCCUCGGUGUCUUUAGUUAUUUCCUCGCCGUUCUUGGAGACCACGACCAUCAUGCUCAGGAUUGGUUAAAAGCAGUGACCGGAAUCUCUGGUGUAGCAGCAUUCUAUGCCCUUCUUGCAUCAUUCCUCACCCUCUCUCUAGGAGGGUUUUCAUUCUUCUCUAGAAUAACUAUGGUGUUCGAUCUGUGCUUUGCCAUUGGAUUCUUAGCAAUCUGCCUCAUGACCCGCCACGGUGUCCAGCCUUGCGCAGGACGAGUAGAUACGCCAAUCGGCAGUGGCAAUGCGCAAGAUCCGGCCGUGGGCUAUGGUGAAGGUGGAUUUGGUACAGGUCGCGGGAAAAAUUUCACUUACAUGCUAUCCCUAGGCUCCGCCUGCAGCUCUCUCUUCCUGGUGUCUAUUCCUGCUCAGAGGGCAUAUACGAAGCAUCACCAGAGUUCAGAUACCUUUUCAAACGCCCCUCCUCACAAAGGUACCUCGACUGGCAUUCGCAGUCGUUUCUGGCCAAAUCGAAAAUACCAAGAACCAACUACAGAUCCAGCUAGGAUCGAAUACUGUGAAGGGGAUUCAUCUUCUGGUGUUAUUCCAUUAGAGGAAAAGCCCAAGGUGGAGCGGCCUCAAUUUACCAACAUGCUCCAACGCUUCAAGAAUAAUAGCAGUGCCAAUGAUGAUCCAGAAAGCAUAGGCUUGCAGCCGAAUGCUCAAGGAAGCAGUAACGCUCCGCCGGGAUUCAACCCAAGUUACGAAUAUGGGAAAAUUGCAUAUGCUGUGACUAGUCCUAACGGUCCAAUAUCGCCUACCUCUCCAGAUAACACGAACCCAUGGGUUAGAUCUGAAUAUGCGGAGUAUAAUUAUGGCCAGAGCGGCAAAUUAAACCCACGCUCCAAGGCUCGGGGUUCUCAAGUGUGA
This is a messenger RNA of Microsporum canis CBS 113480, 978 nucleotides long. RefSeq lists its product as hypothetical. The transcript has 3 exons. The record is from RefSeq and is a predicted model, not a curated record. The coding region runs from base 1 to 978 and encodes 325 amino acids. NCBI's taxonomy places the organism in Eukaryota, Fungi, Ascomycota, Eurotiomycetes, Onygenales, Arthrodermataceae.